Stylonychia lemnae is the source of this 1536-nucleotide messenger RNA. Lineage: Eukaryota; Ciliophora; Spirotrichea; Sporadotrichida; Oxytrichidae. The record is from the annotation of a GenBank genome assembly.
AUGGGGUUUAGAUUUUUUUCUGCUUCUCAUUUCUUAAUUUUCUAUUCUUCUGAAGAUGAGGCUACAAGAAUGGUAUACUAUAUAAGAUUGUCAGAAGCUAUUUUCAGUGGAACUCUUUCAGCUACACCAUCAAUUUCUUAGAACAAAAUAGAACCAAAAUCUUAAUACUUCAACUAAAUGCGCCAGAUGAGGUUUUUCAUUUCAAAGGGAGUAUAUUACUAUACUGAUACUACAGUUUCUAACUUGAGUAACUAGCCUUAUCUGAAAAAGAUGAUUGAUCUUGGAGAAUAUGUAAAUCUAUUAAAAAAUUAAACUGCUUUAACAAAGCAAACGAACUGGCUAUCUAAACUACCUAUCAAGUAAAUAAGCGUUCCUUCAUCUAUUCCUUCUUUGGUUACAUGUAGUCUUGGAUUUUACUGCAAUGUUUUUUAUUCAAACUACAGUCUGGAGAACACUUGUGCAGAUCUUUAUACUACAAAUAAAAAAUUCACAGUUUCAAUUCUAGUUAAAAAUGAUGUUGCGGGCUUACUUAAAAAUGUUUAGACAUACAACUAAAGCACUUAAAGUGUUCUAGAAGUUAAUAUUACUUUGAAUCUUACAGAGUAGAAGUAUGUCGGCUUCUACAACUUCUCUGUAUUCUAUCAAAUCUCUGAUGCAAUCAACUAGUUCAAUUAAAUUUAAAAUGACUUCAGUGUGAAUAUUACAAAUCCUUGCAAUGACGAUUUCAAAGUUUUAACUGAUCCUGUCUUUCCAAAGGAAAUUGAUAUGCCAGAAAUAAAAGAUGACUAAGGAGAUAGCUAUGAGUUAACUUAUCAAUCUAAAAUGGCUGACCUAUUUUUGAAGAUUAACGAAAAGUAAAUGACUAUCAAUGCCAUAGAAAGCGUGGUAGGAUCUUAAGAAGUAAUUGUGAUGCUAUUAGAUAAUAGCAUAUUCCCUCUUUCAAAUCAGUAUAAGUUCACAAUAUUAAUUACUCAAAACACCACCAAUUAAUACGAAUCUGUCUUAGUUCAAAAUACUGAUAUCUACUAAGAAUAUAAAUAAAGUCUAAAACUUAUGACGAUUGGAUUUAUUGAAGCUAAAAUUACAAAGAUAACUAACACAGGAUUGCUUACCAUUACAUUUGAUACUAAUCUUUAUGAAUCGUAUAACUUCACUCAGAAGAUAUAAAAGUCAAUUAAUAUAUCUAUUGAAUAUUCAGAUACUAACUCAGAGUAAAACUAAAAUUUUACUGAUUGGGACACAUUGAUAAUCAGGUUUAAUUACUACUUUGUCUUUUACGAUACCAGUUAGAAAUUAAUGAUGAAGAAAGGAUACUAAAUUAAAGGACACAUCCCUCCUUAGAUAUCUUCAAGUAUUAUCAUUGUUCAAUCAUAGAAUAUUUCAGGUCUAAAAGAUUUUUACGAUGGCAUUGGAUCAGCAAGCUCAAUUACAGUAUCUAGUUUUAUGGGUACUAAUCUAUUUAUCAACAUUUUGAUGUAUUGCUAAAUGAAUUUAACUAUUAUAGGUCUCAGAGUAUCCAACUACUAUGGGGAAUGA